Messenger RNA from Scedosporium apiospermum, 1383 nucleotides. RefSeq lists its product as uncharacterized. The transcript is spliced from 4 exons. Bases 1 to 1383 code for a protein of 460 amino acids. NCBI's taxonomy places the organism in Eukaryota, Fungi, Ascomycota, Sordariomycetes, Microascales, Microascaceae. The record is from RefSeq and is a predicted model, not a curated record.
AUGCCAUCUCCUGCACCAACCAUCCUGGACUCUGGAUUUUUCGAUCACGGUUGCGACGACUCUGGUUCACGCCAGGUUAGAUCCAGGGCUGGAACCGUUGUGAGCAACUGCAGCGAGAGUUACUUUCAACAACAAUACUUCGACUCCCCUGCUAGUCAACCGCUUUCGAGCCCUUGCCUGACCUCGCAGUCAACUUCUUCGGCUUCUUCUUCGACGUCUUCCGCCCCCUACCUCAGCCCUAUCCCCUCCAACUACCUCUCCACCUCUCUCCCCAACAACUACUCUCCUUUUCCUGGCUUGUCACCCGAGAUCCUUAGUAGCGAGUGGACCGAACAGGACCCGACGGCUGUAGACCCUACGAUAACAGACCCCACAACUACUGCGGGGUUGAUGAGAACUGCCACUUUCCCGCUUGAUUCCACAUUCGCGAUGGGCAAGCAAAACUCUUACCCUUGGCCAGCCGUGAUGUCAACGAGCCCAAACAGUACCCCAGCAAACUUCCUCCCACACGACCUUGCUCUGGGUUCCAGCGCCGAAGCAGAGUUUGCUGCGACUGUCCGAUCGAGAUCUCGGACAGGAAGCCCGCAGGGCCAUUCUACAUUGACCCCUGAACAGCGAGAACUAAAGAGACAAAUGGACCAAGUGCGGAGGGACAACAAAUCCGCUUCCCGGUUCAGGAGGUCGAACAGCAACCCCUACGUUCCAGAUUCUUCCUCUGCCCUUAACAUGCCCAUCUACACCUCCUCCAUGGCACCCAUCUCGCUGCUGGCCGAACCCGCCAACACCGUUCCCAGCCAAAGCUACCUAUCCCCCUACUCUCAGCAACUUCCAGAGCAAGACCCGGGCGGUUUGUCAAACGUGCCGAUGUACGCGUCGUCUCUACCCCAUCAGCCACUACAACCCGCUUACACCAUGCCAAUGGCGUACCCCGCAACACUACAAGCGCCAGACUCGAACUAUAGCCAUCCACGUUCGAAUUCGUACUCGACAGGAAGCGAGUCCAACCUCAUGUACUCUAUGGCACCGAGCAUGCCGCCAAAUAGCCUUCCUGUGACGGGACACGAAGCGGGCCAGGUCAGAGUGGUACAGACCAGACCGAAACCGCAGUGCUGGGAGCAUGGCUGCAACGGGCGACAGUUUUCGACGUUUAGCAACCUUUUGCGACACCAGCGCGAGAAAUCGGGUCAAGCAGCUAAGGCGACCUGCCCCAACUGUGGGGCCGAGUUUACGAGAACGACGGCGCGGAACGGACAUCUCCUCCAAGGCAAAUGCAAGAAGAGGAACGCGUCAGACGAUGCCGGCCAACCGAUGACUAGGUCACCAUCUGCCUCCUCUCUCGCGGAUGACAUGCGGCAAUUACAAAACCCAGCACUGACGAAUUAA